Drosophila sulfurigaster albostrigata is the source of this 2703-nucleotide messenger RNA. RefSeq names its product septin-interacting protein 1 (gene sip1). Gene Ontology annotation, biological process: spliceosomal complex disassembly. Lineage: Eukaryota; Metazoa; Arthropoda; Insecta; Diptera; Drosophilidae. The record is from RefSeq and is a predicted model, not a curated record. Gene Ontology annotation, cellular component: U2-type post-mRNA release spliceosomal complex. Gene Ontology annotation, molecular function: nucleic acid binding.
ACAACACUUCCGUAAAACGUUCCCAAACGUUUUGUUUACUUACAAAAAUUGUGUUUUGAUUUAUUUUUAUGGCAGUUAAUAAUGUCGGAUAAUGAAUACGAACGUUUCGAAAUCACUGACUAUGAUCUGGACAAUGAGUUCAACAUAAAUCGACCUCGCCGACGCACCACGAAGCAUCAGCAAAUCUAUGGUAUUUGGGCGGAUGACAGUGACAAUGAAAGCGAGGGGGGAAGCAGGCGGACGACGAGGACGACGCGGCUCGGAGGCGGCUCAACUGGCAAGUCAAAAGAUUACACGGCACCCGUAAGUUUUGUUGCUGGCGGAAUUCAACAAUCAGGCAAAAAGCAAAAGAAGAAACCGGAAGAGAAGGGGUCGGAAGAGGCGGAAAAUGACGGCGAGGGUGAAGAAAGUGAAGGGGAGGAAGUGCGUCCAUCAUUCGGACGCCAGCUCAGUGAUGACAACAGCAACGACAGCUCAACAGACGAGGAUGAGAAGUCGCGCCAAGCGGCUAGGAAUUCAUCGAAGAAUUCAAUAGCAGGAAUGCGGCAUAACUCGCAUUUGCCCAGCAGUCGCAAUGUCGGUGCCUGGGAGCAGCAUACACGCGGCAUUGGCGCCAAGCUGCUGCUGCAAAUGGGAUACGAGCCGGGCAAAGGAUUGGGCAAGGAUCUGCAGGGUAUUUCGCAGCCAGUGCAAGCCCAUGUCCGCAAAGGACGCGGUGCCAUUGGCGCCUAUGGACCCGAGGUGGCAGCCAGCAUUGGCGGCCAAGGUCAAGGGAAACAAGGAAGAAUCGAAGAUGAAGCCAGAGAGUCAAAGGAGUCUAAGGAACAGCAAAACAAGUGGAGGAAAGGCGGCGGUGAGACGCGCGAGAAGCACGGAAAGCGUUACUACUACAAGUCCGUGGAAGAAGUGAUAGCCAAGGGCAAGAAAUCCGAUCAUCUGCUUGGCGAGAAGCUGAGCAAGCGCCUCGGCAAUGUUCCCGUGAUUGAUAUGACGGGACCAGAGCGUCGUGUGCUAAGCGGCUAUCACGCUUUGGCCCAGAACAAGAUCACGCCUGAGGAGACGCUUUACGAGGCACAAGAGGGCGAGCAGAAGAGCGCUCCAGUUUCGGUGUUUAGCAUGCCCGAGUUGACGCACAACGUUCAGCUGCUGGUGAGUCAAUGCGAGCAGGAAAUCAUUGCCAUAGACAAGACGGAGCGCGAGUGUGCCGACCGACAGGCUGCAUUGCAGCACGAACAGUUUCAGCUGCAGGAGCUGGUGCAGUUGGAGCGCAAUCACAUGACAACAUUGCAGGAAGCAUUGGCGCGACUCGAUCAACUUAGUGAGAAUCCCGAGUUAAGCUUGGUGCAGGCGGAACAGCUGUUUCUGGAGCUGCAGCAGGAUUAUGCGGCAGAGUACAAGGAGUUUGGUAUGGCUGAUCUGGCAGCGGGAGUCAUUGCGCCGCUGCUGAAGCGAGAGCUGAGCGAUUGGCAACCGUUGGAGCAGCCCACGCAGCCGCUGCAGCUGAUCAAGCGUUGGCGCGGCAUUCUGCAGCGUGACGAGAGCGAGGAGCUAUCACGUAAUGUCUUCGAUCCGUACUCUUCGCUCAUCUGGGCAGGAGUAAUGCCCUCGUUUCGCACAUGCGCCGCCAGCUGGCAGCCCAAGGAGCAUGCACCGAUGGCCGCGCUGUUGGAUGCCUGGGCACCACUGUUGCCCACCUGGGUGCUUGACUCGGUGCUGGAGCAGCUAGUGUUGCCACGUCUUACAAUCGGCGUGCAGGAAUGGGAUCCUCUGACCGACACGGUGCCCAUACACAGUUGGAUUCUUCCCUGGCAUGGCAUUCUGGGCAGCAAGUUGGCCGAGUCGAUUUAUCCGCAGAUACGCAGCAAGCUGGGUGUCGCCUUGCAGGCCUGGUCACCGCAGGAUCGCUCGGCACGCGCCAUGCUCACGCCCUGGCGAGAAGCCUUUGCUCCCGAUGAACAGCUGCUGCAGUUUCUGCUGCGUCACAUCAUACCCAAGUUGCAGGCGGUGCUGGCAGAGUUUGUCAUCAAUCCGCUGCAGCAGAACUUGGAGCUGUGGCAUCAGGUCUGGGAGUGGCAUGAACUCAUUCCAGCUCCACAAAUGGCUCAGCUGCUGGACAAGCAUUUCUUUCCACGCUGGAUGCAGGUGUUGGUCAUGUGGCUCAAUCAAUCACCCGACUAUGCGGAGAUCUCGCGUUGGUAUGCGGGCUGGAAAAACAUGUUCAGCGAGGACAUCUUACGGGAGCCUUGUAUCAAGGAGCACCUGCGUCGCGCCCUCGAAAUGCUGCAUCGUGCUACGGAUGCGGUAUUGCAGACCACUUCGGCUCCUCCGCCUCCUAUGCCACCUGCUCCUGCUCCUGUGCUGCUCACUCCUGUUAUGCUGGUGGAUGUGGUGCAGCCUGCGCAGCUGGAGUUCAAGGAGCUCGUCUCGCAGAAAUGCGCCGAGAUGGGCAUCAUCUUUGCCCCGCUUCCGGGCAGAAGAGAACUUGGCAAACAGAUCUAUCGCGUGGGCAAACUCUUCUGCUAUAUUGAUCGUAAUGUCUGCAUGCUAAGCGACAGCAGCUUUACAAACUGGCAACCCGUGGGACUUACUCAAUUACUAGAACGAGCACAGACUGGCAUUAUUUAGAGAAAUACUAAUUAUACUCAACAAAAAGUAAUAUCUAUAAUACCAAAAUAAAUUAAAAAUUUACAUUAAAAAAAACCC